AUGAUGCAAAAAUUUCCUGGCGCGAACCUUAUCACGCAGCUCUUAAAACAAAUCACGCAACCAUUGUCAAGGUUUAUAGUAAACCACGUGAAGAAUCGGCCGCUCUUAAGAAAAUAUGUCCUGAUUCAACUGGGACGUUUUUAUUAUUGGUGCGAAGACAAAUUAGCACAGCAAAGAAUUCCAGCUAUAGCAAAAAAAAAGCGUGUUGAUGACAUUCGCACAAUGGAGCUAGGAACGACAUUAUUAAUGGAGAUAUUAGUCUUUGGUCUUUUGUGGAGCGUACUCAUAUACGAAACACGUAAAGCUGUAGAGAGAUCGCGCAUCGCUGAACAGCUAAGAAUUCAAGACUUCAACGACUUAGAAGCAGAAAAGGAUCGGCUGAUGCGGCGAGUCAAAGAUCAAGUGAUCUUGACGAAACAGCUCAAAGAUAUCAUCGUGGAGUAUUCGAGACAAGUCGGGUGUACGUUACUUCGUGAUCCGGAAAAGGGCGAAUAAAAUACUCCGUCUGAUUUGAAGAAGAAGUAGUAGAAAAAUCUCAAUCAUAAAAAAAAAUAUUGAAGAAUAUAUAUCCACACAUGGGCAUGUUAAAGUAUCGCAUUUUCGUAUAACGACGAGUCUCGCAAUCGGAAAGAAUUAUCCUCCAUCACCCGGUAUAAUCCCCUUUUCCGAAUAAAUUGACCGCGUUACGUUCUCGGUGAACCACAAAUUGACGAGCGGUCCGCGCUCAUCUCAUGAGAAACGCAGACUCCGCCAACAUGCGACGGUUCAAACUUUGCACGGAUAUUCUUCCGUUACCGCCUGUCUAUCACAUUCUGGUUAACAUUAGCAUUCGUUUGCAUAACGAACGUUAUUUCCGCGCCCGUCCCGCUGCAUCUGACUCGCUGCGACGGAUUUCACAGCUUGAGAGCGAAAUCCAGGCUUUCAGCGUAAAAAUCGACAACGAAGGAAAAAAUGUCAUUAAAAGACAGGUGGUAUGGAAAGUGCACAAAUCACGUUGAUUCGACAAGCGAAAAGUAGAUUAUCAUUCAAAAAAUACACUUAAUUCCUUCGUGCUCGUAUCAUAAUAAUAGUGGAAAAUUUAUGUUCGAAUAAUUGAGGUUCUGUGAUAUAACAUGAAGAGAACACACAUUGCUGAAUAAAAAUUAAAUAAUAAAAAGAUAAUCAUGUGUAAGAUUAAAUCUUCAAAAACAAAUCAUUGGAAAACAAAUCAAUUAUAAAUUUAUUGAGAAAUCUAAUUAAAAGCAAGAUCUAUUACUUUCUACAAACAAAUAAAGUCGUAAAUAGUUUGUAGCAUGAAAUAGCAAAAGCAUAAAAUAACCGAUGACGAUUCGCAAAAAGGAAUGUUUCCGACAAAAUAUUUUUCGAUUAAGAGUGCUCUGCACGCUGGGGAAAUGGAACAUUUCCUCGAUUUCCUCUCCCAACAAGAUCCAGUUCUUGAUCGAAACAAGAAAGUCUUUGGCGUUCGGUCUCAGAAUAUCAACAUAUAAUAUAAUACGAAGAUUUAUUUCGCUCUUUCGUACAAGCAAGCCUUAUACACGCUCGUGGUGUUUACGCUUGAAAAAAAACAUCAUCCCCUUUAAUUUUCUGAGCAUUAUCUAAAUAUUUACAUCUUUAUAUUUAGUUCUAGAUAUUUGCAUCAGUCAUUGUAAAUAAAUAUGGGAAAUUGUUAUAAAAGAUAUGUGCAUAGUUUUUUUCUUUGAACAAAAUAAAAAAAUUAUUCAUAUUUGUAUAUAUUUAUAUAAGUACACCGACAAAUUAAAACAAAAUUAUUCCUCUCUUUAAUCCUCAUUACUAAAAUUAUCUCAGAAAUGUUCGCAAUUUAAAACGAGGAAAUAUCUGUGCUAACUUUCUUCUUCGAAUUAUGUUGAAUUAUUUCGACAUUCGAAUUAUUUAUAUUAUUUAUUUUGAAUUAUU
This is a messenger RNA of Formica exsecta, 1914 nucleotides long. RefSeq names its product putative OPA3-like protein CG13603. Bases 1 to 495 code for a protein of 164 amino acids. The transcript has 2 exons. NCBI's taxonomy places the organism in Eukaryota, Metazoa, Arthropoda, Insecta, Hymenoptera, Formicidae. Gene Ontology annotation, biological process: regulation of lipid metabolic process. The record is from RefSeq and is a predicted model, not a curated record. Gene Ontology annotation, cellular component: mitochondrion.